Messenger RNA from Drosophila serrata, 2106 nucleotides. It is a transcript of the gene MFS14, whose product is annotated as Major Facilitator Superfamily Transporter 14. Gene Ontology annotation, molecular function: transmembrane transporter activity. Gene Ontology annotation, biological process: transmembrane transport; monoatomic anion transport. Lineage: Eukaryota; Metazoa; Arthropoda; Insecta; Diptera; Drosophilidae. The record is from RefSeq and is a predicted model, not a curated record. Gene Ontology annotation, cellular component: membrane.
CGCCAGAACGUUUCAAAACCCGCUCGCAAAAGUUAUUCAAGAUACAAGUAUAUACAUACAUAUGUAUAUAUAGAGAUUUCCAAAAAGAAGUCCUACGUCUAGAAUUUUUUGUUGUUUCUGGAUCGGAAUCCUUCGAGAAGCACAAAGAUUUUCCCGUCAUUAAAUCGUAGGGAAAACACGCGAAAAAAGAGCUGCCACACACACACUCACACAUGUGUGCAACGGAACCGGAACACGUUGCGUGAGAUACCGACGAUUUCCAGUGACCCAAAACGUGAACGUUACGGUUUCGAAAAAUCUAAAUCUAAAAUAAAAAUCAAAUUAUAAAUCAACCCGCGCCGCACACAUGACCACCGCAUUGACCAUGGUGAAAACGGGUGGUAAAUACGCCAACGAGAAAUUCUUCGGCGUGAGGCAUGUGCAGUGCAUCCUGUGCUUCUUCUGCCUGGCGAUGAGCUACGCCUGGCGGGUGAACCUCAGUGUGGCUGUGGUGGCCAUGACGGAGCACCCGGCGUCCAACGGCACCGAGAAUGAUACGGAUCUCAGUGGACAGGAUGAUGAUGAUGGCUUUGGACUCGAUCUCUUCAAUUCGGAGCGCUACUACACCUUCAACGAGUUCCAGAAAUCCGCCAUGCUGAGCAGCUUCUUCUGGGGUUACGUCGUCACCCAGGUGCCCGGUGGUUACAUCGCCCAACGUUAUGGAGCCAAGAUCCUGCUGAUGUGGGGCUUGGGCAUCGCUGCCAUUAUCACCAUGCUGUCGCCACUGUCCCUGAAACUUGGAGGAUGGUUCGCUCUGUGCGCCAUGCGUUUCGUCAUGGGUCUGAGCCAGGGUGCAGUCCAUCCCGCCACGCAUGCUCUGCUGUCCAAGUGGUCGCCCGCCGAGGAGAGAGGCAUCCUGGGAACCAUCUGCUACUCGGGUGCCCAGUUCGGAACGGUGGUGAUGCUGGCCACGAGCGGAUUCAUCGCAGACUCCUUUAUGGGCUGGCCGAGCAUCUUCUAUCUGGGAGGAGCCUGCGGUUUCCUGUGGAUGAUCUUCUGGUACCUGUUUUCGGCCAGUACGCCCGAGGAGCACCGCCUGAUUUCGCCCGGAGAGCUGAAGUUCAUCACCGAAUCCCGCAGCGAUGGCAAGAUGCAGUCCGCCGAGAAGCUGGCCCCGACACCUUGGGUGGCCAUCUUCAGCUCCCUGCCCUUCCUGUCCCUCCUGGUGGUGCACUGCACCCACAUGUUCGGCUUCUGGCUGCUGCUCACCCAGAUUCCCAGCUACAUGAAGAACAUCUAUCACGUGGACAUCAAGUCGAGUGCCCUGCUCUCCUCGCUGCCCUACCUGGUGAUGCUCCUGCUCAGCUUCUUCUUCGUCUGGCUGUCCAAGGUCCUGCAAAGGAAGGAGGGCCUGUCGCUGUCCUUCAACCGGAAGCUCUUCAACAGCAUAGGCCACUGGAUUCCCAUGUGUUCGCUGAUCGCUUUGGGCUAUGUGCCCCAGGAGGACGCCCCGCUGGCCGUGGCCCUGCUCACCCUGACGGUGGGCAUCAGUGCGGCGACCUAUCUGGGCUUCCAGGUGAACCACAUCGAUCUGUCGCCCAACUAUGCCGGAACUCUGAUGGGUCUGACCAACGGAGCUGCGAAUGUGAUGAGUGGCAUUGCCCCCCUGAUUGUGGGUCUGAUUGUCCAGGAUAAGGAAAACGUGGGCGACUGGCGAUUGGUGUUCUUCCUGGCCGCCGCCUUCUACUUUGUGGGCAACCUGCUGUUUGUGAUCUUCGGCCGAACGGAGGUGCAAUGGUGGGACUCCCCGCGUGACAACAGGGAGGAUGCGGAGCAGGGCACGCCCCUGUCGCCCAACGGCCAGGUCAAAUAAAGAGAGAGCGAGAGGCUGGAACCGCCUCGAGAGUCAUCCAACCGGGCUGUUGUUUCGUAGUUCGUAUGUUUAGUUAGUUAGUUAGAGACGAGAGCUGAAAGUUAACUUUAGGGACGAUCGCGUGCUUCCAUUAGCGAUAUUAUACGGUAAUUGCUUAGUCCGUAAGACCAGCGUAAAUUAUUAUUGUUUGCAGUAUUUUCCGUAAUGUACAUAAUCCGCAAAAGAAAAAGAUAACGAAAGAAAAACAACACCAA